CUAGUAAUCACGUGGUUUCAUAGGGUCACAUGACGCUACACGGAAGUAGUAAACAUCCAUAGUACUCUGAACUGAUCGAUGCAGUCUGUUUUAAACAGACCGUUUCUGUUAAACAUUUGACUCGUUUGUUCUUGUUCAGACGACAGCCUUAAAGAGUUGUAGUGAUAGUUAUUGAAGCAUCGUUAUGGGUGUAUCAAAACUGGAAGAAUCGUCUCUGUUACUGGACGAGAAGCUUCUCCGUUUCAUGGAUCAGCUGGAGUCACUGGAGGAGAAACGAGCCACCCUUAACUCUCUCAUCGAGCAGGGAUGGUUUUCCAUCUCAAAGGCUCGGUAUUCCAUGGGAAACAAACAAGUCUCUGCUCUUCAGUAUGCAAGUGAAAUAGAGCCUGUAGUCUGUGUUCAUGCAAGAACACUAGAAAAUGGUGAAGUGGAUUUCUUCACAAGAAAGGUUGAACAGAAAUGUAGCAACAACAUUGAAAAAGAUGCAAUGUCCGUAGAGGAUAUUGGACCCCAAGAGGAAGGUGUCAGGAGAAGAAUCAAACCAAAAAGCGACACAACACAAAAGGACGCGUGUGAAGAAGCAAGUAGUGGGAAAUCUCCUGAAGUAACUCCAGUGAGAAAAAAUGAACACAAUCCACAGCAAGAUCCACUGAAGUGGUUUGGGAUCCUGGUGCCACAGUCUCUAAAACAAGCACAGUCAUCAUUCAAGCAAGUGAUAGAAUUGUCAGCUGAGAUUGCCACCCUUCAGACUGCAGUGUUGAAGACCAGACAGGAGUUUAUGGAUGGCAUGAAAGACAAACGCAUACUCCAGGAGGAAGCCUCAGACAGUGGGGCAGAGUGAAAAACACUGUUACCUCAGAGCUGGAGAGGAACCAAGAGCCUGUGGCUCCAGAGAAGGACAGAUUGGACCUUGGUAGAUUAUUCUACAGGGCGGACUUGUGGAUUUUAAAGAAGGUCAUUUUGACUGUCUUACUGAUAAAUGUUUUGCCUGUGUGAGAUGAAUGUGUUAGAUGGCUGACUUCUGAAAAAACUUUGACUCAUUAAAAGCUGUGUUGUAGAUUAAAAGAAUAACUUAUGAAUAAAAAUA
Molecule: messenger RNA, 1087 nt
Organism: Notolabrus celidotus (New Zealand spotty)
Lineage: Eukaryota; Metazoa; Chordata; Actinopteri; Labriformes; Labridae
Gene: vma22
Product: coiled-coil domain containing 115
Exons: 5
Coding region: 185-841 (218 amino acids)
Biological process (GO): vacuolar proton-transporting V-type ATPase complex assembly
Cellular component (GO): extrinsic component of endoplasmic reticulum membrane
Source: RefSeq, a predicted model, not a curated record